Molecule: messenger RNA, 1426 nt
Organism: Morus notabilis
Lineage: Eukaryota; Viridiplantae; Streptophyta; Magnoliopsida; Rosales; Moraceae
Product: palmitoyl-protein thioesterase 1
Exons: 12
Coding region: 136-1146 (336 amino acids)
Cellular component (GO): intracellular membrane-bounded organelle
Molecular function (GO): thiolester hydrolase activity
Source: RefSeq, a predicted model, not a curated record
ACUUAACGCCUCCUUUGCAAUUAUCAUGUAAAUCAUUCCCAAUACAAGAGUUCCCCAAAGAUCUAGGAAUCUAAAACCUUAAAUUCAUCGAACAUCUAAAAUAACCCACCAAAACCCACUUCACGGUUCACAUCAAUGGCUUCUCCACCGCUCUUAUUCUUCAUCUCCAUCAUCAUCUCCGCAACUGUCAUCCCCUUCGUUCGCUCUGUUCCUUUCAUCGUUUUGCAUGGAAUUGGAGAUAAAUGCACCAAUCGAGGGAUCACGCAUUUCACUGAGGAACUAAGCAACUGGUCUAGUUCUCAAGGAUAUUGCAUAGAAAUUGGAAAGGGGCCGUGGGAUUCGUGGACAAUGCCCUUGUUGGAACAGACUGCUAUUGUUUGUGAGAAGGUGAAGCAAAUGAGUGAACUGAGUGAGGGUUACAACAUAGUUGGACUUUCUCAGGGUAAUGCGAUCGGUCGAGGUGUUAUUGAGUUUUGUGAUGGGGGACCUGCUGUUAAGAAUUUCAUAUCACUUGGAGGUCCCCAUGCCGGUACUGCUUCUAUUCCACUUUGUGGAUCUGGGUGGAUUUGCAUUCUUAUUGACAGUUUAAUCAAGUCAGAGAUCUACAGCAACUACAUCCAGGAACACUUGGCUCCUAGUGGUUAUCUUAAAAUCCCAACCGAUAUUGAUGACUAUUUGAGUGGUUGUAAAUUUCUCCCAAAGCUUAAUAAUGAAAUCCCUAACGAGAGAAAUGCCACCUACAAGGAAAGAUUUGCUAGCAUAGAGAAUUUGGUACUCAUAAUGUUUGAGCAGGACACCAUUUUGAUACCGAAAGAAACUGCUUGGUUUGGAUAUUAUCCCGAUGGGACUUUCGAUUCUGUUCUGCCCCCUCAAGAGACAAAGCUCUACAUUGAAGACUGGAUUGGUUUAAGAACUUUGGAUGAAGCUGGGAAAGUUAAAUUCGUAAGCGUGUCGGGAAAUCAUCUAGAAAUCUCUAGGAGUGACAUGGCAAAAUACAUAGUGCCGUACUUGAUCGGCCAGUCAGCAACACAGCAGGCAAUGGCCGGCUCUUUGUCUCAUGACAAUUGGUUUUCAUCAAUGUGGAACAACUUCCUGGAACUGGCUGGGAUUACUGAGAGUCGCCUUUUGCAGCGCUCUAUCUAUUAAGCCGAUGGUCGUCGGCUAGAUCGAUGAUGAGGAAUUUAAAGGAUUGGAAUGAAGAGUGAAAAACACAAGUUCUAAAUGGUUACCACUGGUAGACAUAUGUACCAAUCAAUCCAGUGAGACUUUGUUACAUUUGUCUAUGUUAAUGUGAUUGUUUCGAUCGUAAUUAUGUUCCAUUGGCUGCUUGUUAUCUGUCAAGAACAGCCUGCCUGAUUUCAAGAAAACAAUAUUUUAUAAGAACAACGUUAGCUUCCCAAAUAAUGUUAGAUUCCCAACAUUUUAA